AACAAACUGCAUUCUUCCUUUUUUGCUUUUGUGCCCCCCUUCCCUCCCCUUACUGCCACCCGGUCCUGUAGCCCUUCUCUGAAACGUUAUCCCUUGCCCUGUUCUUCCCUCCCCUUUCUCUUUUAUUUGUCUCCACACCCCUCCCCUAUUCUAUUUCUCUACUUUCCCUUAUCCAUCACACUGAAUUUCUUCCUAUUUCAUCUUUGUUUUUAUCUAAAUUCCAUACUAGGUCUUUCCUUGUAUCGUGCUUAUUUUCAUCUAUUGAAGCUCUCCUCAUUCAUCAGUGCUGUCCUCAAUUUCCUCUUCUUGUUGAUUUCCGUUUAUAUUUUGUUGUUUGUAUUUUUCAUUUAACCUGCUUUAAACUUUUGCCACCCUUUUAGCUGUUCUACAGUCUGACCCUCCUAUCCCUCUUCUAGCUGGCUUCUCUACUUAUUGCAAAAUCUGCUGUUGAACCUGAAUCCCAUCGGAUUUAGGCUGAAGGGGGGGGGGUGAAGUCUGACUGGCAGAUCCCUUCUCCAAUCAUUUGGCACUGUGUCAUCUAGUAUGCCUGGAUGAAGAGGACCAAGUUUUAACUGGAAUGUACAUGGAACAAUGAUGAGGAGAGGCAAAAUAUGUUUGAAUCCUCUCUAAAGCUGGCAAAGAUCCGAUCGUACAAAUUGAGGAUUCGUACGAUUUUCGGACCGUGUGUGGAAGGUCCCGACAUUUUUCGUCCGGCGGAGAUUGGUCGUUUGGUCGAUCGGACAGGCUCUGCUAAAAUAUUACAGAAAGACAGGAGACUGACUGACUGUGCAGGUCUCACGCUGGGAUGUCCUCAAAUGUCGUCAAAGCUGCCUCUCCUUUGGCUAGCGCUGUGACAGGUGCAAUGGAACUUUCUGUGGCUCAGUGGCUUCUCGUGGUUUGUCUUGUGGCUUUUCCUCUACUCUAUGAAUGGAAUGUCUCCUUCAAAUACUUUUGUAAAGUGGCAUUUUACAAUGGCUGGAUACUGACACUAGCCAUACUAGCAAUCCCUAUAUGUGCAGUGAGAGGCCGCAAUGUGGAAAACAUGAAAGUGCUCCAGUUCAUGCUUCUGCACAUCAAGUAUUUGUAUGGGAUUAAGAUUGAGGUUCGGGGAUGGGAAAAUUUCAACAUAAAGGAACCUUACGUGGUUGUGUCAAAUCACCAAAGCUCAUUGGACCUACUUGGGAUGAUGGAGAUCCUUCCUAGUCGUUGUGUGCCAAUCGCUAAACGUGAACUGAUGUAUGCGGGCACAGCUGGACUGGCCUGCUGGCUGGCAGGUGUCAUCUUUAUAAAUCGCAAGAAGACAGAUGAUGCUAUAAGUGUUAUGACAGAGGCAGCAGACACUAUGCUGAAAGAGGAUGUUCGUGUCUGGGUUUUUCCAGAAGGCACUAGAAAUUACAGUGGCUCUUUAUUGCCAUUCAAACGGGGAGCAUUUCAUCUGGCUGUAAAAGCUCAGGUCCCAGUUAUACCUGUUGUCAUGUCUUCCUAUAAGGAUUUUUACUGCAAGAAAGAAAAAAAGUUCACUACAGGAAAGUGCACAGUUCGCAUUCUUCCAGGAGUUCACACAAAGGGCCUGUCGUCUGAUGAUGUUCCUGAACUUGCUGACCAUGUACGAGGGAUGAUGCUUGAGGCUUUCACUCAAAUAUCAUCUGAGCGUCCAGGCAAAGGACCUGGGGGGAUGCAUUGACCCCUCCCUACCUUCACUUCUUUCCAUCAUGGGCUGGGGAUCCCCUUAGCAAGAGGAAAGGAGGGGACUCCAUCUGGAAGGAGACUGACUAUAUACAACUUAAUAAAACAAUGGGUUGUUUAAAGAAAGAGGACAAAAAGCACACUCCAAAGAUUAUUCAUCCUACAAAAUGAAAAAUUACACAGGAGAAGAGAUAUGAAGGGAGAGGAAAAUUCCUUAAUGAAGGAAAGAGUGAGCAGAAAAGGAGAAAAUAUAGAGGGGUCUUAUAAGCAGCCCAUAAUAGUGUUAAGGAGACCAAACAAUGGGUACCCUGAACAGAAGAUAAAUAACAAAUCCUUUUCAAAACCAGGGAGGCAUUUCAUGUUUUAUUUGAGCAGAAAAGGAAGGGAUUGCUGAAGAAUAAGGCGAGAAUUGCACUAAAGUUCAUUACACCACAAGAGAGCAGUAAAAAAAAAACCCUCAGAAAUGAAUUGGGCUGAAUUAGAGAUAGGGGUUGCCAGUGAGCUGAGACAUGACAAAUGUGAAAUGUGUUCACUUUUAUUACUUUGUAAAGAGACUAGAAUUGGAAUCAAGAUCAUUCCAUAUACCCAUAGUGAGAAAAGAACUCAUACAGCCAAGAGGAGAAAAUAAUAUAAUAGGAAACAUUCCAUUAAGUACAAACUAAAAUUCCCACAGAGGUGGAAGAAAUCAAAUUCUGGUGUAAAACCUUUAGUCCUAAAACGUAUGUUAAAAGUCAGUCACAAGCAUCCUUAGCUGGUAAGUUUAUUAAUGUCAAUUAUUAAUACUAAUGGCGUUUAAAAAUGUUAUGGAGUAACUGGAUGUUAAACAUCAACUUGUAAUAGGGACACCUAAGUAAGGGGACCGUAGACAGAAGUGAGGUCAAGGGAGUGCAGCAAAAGAUAGAAGUUGGCCAUCAUGUUUAAGAGACAUUCCAUAUGAAAACAUUAUUCUCUGAAGCAACACAGAAUGCCGUUGUCAACAAUUAAUAGGGGCUGGAUUGAAGUGUGUAGCUGUAGAUUGAAGUGUGAAGAUGUGUUCGUUAAACACUGUCUAAUUAUACUCUCCAUCUCUCUUCAUAAUUGACAUAUUGUCAGCCUCCUCUCCUGCUUAUCUCUUGCUCCAGUUCUCUUUCUUUAGACAAGUGACUAGAAUGGAAAGUGGGGCAGUUAUUCAGGGCAUUUUAAAGUCUUAAUUACCCUUAAUAACUGAACUCAACACCCUUUUGUCUCCUUAUAAGAUAUGAACUUGAAAUGAUAAUGGGAAUGUUCUGGGCAAAAAGCAUGAAACUGCUCUGCCCAAAGUGGCUUCUUCUCCCGGACCCUGUGAAGACGCCAUUCCUUCCUAUGCCCUCAAGCUCCUAACAAUCCACUGCCACCGACCCGCAGUUUUCACCCUCACCCCUAAUCCCUGUCUUGUGGCCUAUAAUACAUUUUAUUACACUCCACUCCUUUUUGUCCUUUUUGCCUCUUCCUUUCUCCCUGAUAGUACAGGGUGUGGAAGAAUAAAUGUGCCAAUGUAUCUGUAGCUCUUGAUAGGGGGGAAAGAGGGUCAUGUGGGUAUGACGUGGGGUGGGAGGGGGCAUAAUAUCUUGUCCUGUAAAUGUGAAAUUAGCAUUGUACAAACUUUUCUGGGUCAUUUGUGUGUUGACUUUUUUUAAACCAUUAACUCAACUGAAGUUGUUCAGAUGCCGUGAAAAUAGCUUCUAUAAGUUUAAGGUGCUCUCUGUAUUGUAUGCAUGCUUCCAUUUAUUUGGCUGUCUUUUUAUCCUGCAAGGUGAGAAUGGUGUUAUUUAUCAUUUAAGAGAGAGUCCAAUCUUAAUUGGCAGUAUGAAUGUAAUGCUUAAGCCAAUGCACUGCCAUGCUAAUUUAUGGUCCACCACCCCUCCUUUAUCCCCCUUUAAACCCUAUUUACACAGCUGUCACCUGAAGAGUUUAACCGCUCUUCCUGACCAAAUUCUUUGAAAACUUGUUCCGUCAUUAUCUUUCACAAUGCAAAGAAUAGAUUCUUCCAGUAAAUAUCAGUUCCCCCUUCUGGGAUCUCCAUUGGGACUCUUCAUUCUUGUGUAUCCUUGUUACUAUAAUGUAAAGUAAAGUUAAAAUCACUGGUGGGUGCCAGCAGCCCCCCGUUGAUUUUAACAACUUACCUGAUACCCCUGGUCAGUGCUCUUAUAAAUAUAAAAUGGCGCUGGUCUGUGGUAUUACUGUAUGACCACCAUGGAGUGAUCCUCUUCUUCUUUUUUCUGCUGCUGGGGCAGACACUUGCACAGUAGAUUAAAAUAAACAGCUUUUUUUUUCUUAGUUUGGCUUUUCACCUUACUAUGCAUGUGCACCAGCCCAAAGAAAGAAGAUGCAAAAGACAAUUGCUAUGUGGUGCUCAUCUAGAAAUACCCAGGGCUGGUGUAGUUUUCUGAUAACAGGAGCACUGGCCCAAUGUAUUAGGCACAUCUCAGUGAUUAUUCAUUUGGCACCCACAAUGAUUAGGGCUUUCCUACUCCUUUAAUAUUUCUGUUCAUUGCUGAAUAUGAUCCACAAGAUUUAAUUUCUUAUACAUUUGGGGGGGGGGGUUUAGUGAUUUUUAUGUUAAUUAUGCACUACCCAAUAUUCCCUCUUACUUUACUGAUACCAACACUGUUACUGAGAGUUACAAUAUAGCACCAGUUGAAGAGAGAGCUGUACAGAUACAUGUAUCUCCUGCUAAUAAACAGGCAACAUUA
Messenger RNA from Xenopus laevis (African clawed frog), 4397 nucleotides. RefSeq names its product 1-acylglycerol-3-phosphate O-acyltransferase 1 S homeolog (gene agpat1.S). The record is from RefSeq and is a predicted model, not a curated record. The transcript has 10 exons. Gene Ontology annotation, molecular function: 1-acylglycerol-3-phosphate O-acyltransferase activity; acyltransferase activity. Gene Ontology annotation, biological process: phosphatidic acid biosynthetic process; phospholipid biosynthetic process. Lineage: Eukaryota; Metazoa; Chordata; Amphibia; Anura; Pipidae. Gene Ontology annotation, cellular component: membrane; endoplasmic reticulum. The coding region runs from base 806 to 1684 and encodes 292 amino acids.